CUGCAACCUGGGAGAGGGUCGCACACCGUCGCGCGCACUCGUACGCACACUCCCGCUUGCCAGCCCAGUGCGCCCGCGUGCGCCCCCCGGCGCGGCUCGGGGAGGAGCAGCACCGCCGCGGCUCGUCUCCCGCCCCCUGAUUCCUGCUGCUGCCGCCCAGAGGAGAGACAAGCCUCUGCCUCGAAUUUCCCCUCGGCGCCGGCGCUGCGGAGAUCCGCGCGGGUGGGCGUGAGGAAGAGAACCCGAUGAAUGAGUUCUCCCAUCGCUUCGGAGUUGUCUGAGUUGGCUGCACAGCGCCCGGGUUUCCGGCACUCAGCCCCCCACGACCUAGCCUUUCCCCAGGCUGCUGCCCACGCCCGCGCCGAGAGUGGCACCAACCGCACCGGGUUGCCCAGGCUCCGGAGCUCCUGUCCCGGCCCCAUUUCGGGGCAAAGGAGGGUUGUCCCCCGCGGAGACGCACAGUCGCGCGCUCUUCUCUCCGCGGCCCCAUCAGCGUCCAUGGCGUCUCAUCAGCAAACCCGAAUCCAGGCUUACCUAGAGAAGAACAAGAUCGGUCCUCUGUUUGAGGAAUUAAUGACCAAGCUAAUAACUGAGACACCUGACCAGCCAAUCCCAUUUCUCAUUGACCAUCUUCAGUCUAAACAAGGAAAUCGUGGACAACUGCAGAGAACUUUGUCUGGAUCUGCAGCUCUCUGGGCUGAAAGUGAAACAUCAGAAUCUAAGGGAACAAGAAGGGAUUUCAGAAGCUAUGAUAAACCCUGGCAAUUAAAUGCAAAGAAGCCUAAAAAAUCAAAAAGUGACCUUGCUGUGUCUAAUAUUUCUCCCCCGUCACCAGACUCCAAAUCAUUGCCAAGGGCAGUAGAGCAUCCUAAGUGGAACUGGCGGACUAAACCAGAAAGCCGGGAUUUUGAUGAAUUGAACCACAUCCUUCAAGAGAGCAAGAAGCUCGGGAAAGCCCUUGAGAAUCUCUCCCGAAGUAUUGCAAUUUCAGAUGAACUCGAUAAGGAAACAGUGGCAUUUAAUUCUUCUCUUCUGAGGCCCCGAGUGAUUGGAGAAUGGAUUGGUAGAGAAGAAAACGAUGCUGAUCCACUGGCUGCUGAAAUGCUGCAGCCCCCAGUUCCAAGAAGUAAAAAUGACCAAUGGGAAAGUGAAGACAGUGGCUCUAGCCCUGCAGGAAGCUUGAAGAUGGAGCCCAAGACUAAAGGAUUAAAACAGCAGCAACAGCAGCAUAAGAAACUUCUGGCAGCAAUGCUUUCUCAGGAUUCAUUUGAGUCCGUCCACAGCCCGACCCCAUCUGUAACAGAAGAAGACAUUGACAAUGAAGAUGAUGCAAUGGAAUUGCUGGAGGAUCUUGAUGAUUUAAGAAUGGAGGGAGUAACAACCCUGGUACCUUCUGGGAGCAAAUUUAACCAAGGCCGACCUACUCAUCCUGCUGAGCCCCAGGCCAAGGUCACACUGAAUAUCUGUUCAAGGUGUGCCAGGCUUCAAGGAGACAAUCUGGCUGAAAGGACGGAAGAGACGUUACAGUUACUUCAUUCUCCAGAUGAAAUAAUCCCAGAUUCAUUGGAUUCUUUACCUGGGACUGAAGAAGCACUGAUGGAUGAGGGUGAAGAAUUUGAGAAAGCAUCAUCUAAAUUAGCAGGAUCUGGAGAAGCUUCCAGUGGUGGACACCCAUUGAAAAACUACGCGGAAGAAGAUGAAUCUUUAAAGCAACUACAGGUACUUCAUCAACCAUGGCUCUUGCCAAGUGACACAGAAAGUGAAGGCAUUGAGGCAGAACAAGAUAAACGUUCUGCCGAUCUUCUUUGUGUUCCAUGCUCUUCUUGUCCUGCCCUGGUCUACUCUGGUCUAUGAAACAGGCAGAAGAAGUUACAAGUGGUCCUUAAAGAAAUUGCAAUUAUUCAAAUCCUUAUGUAUAGUCCCAAUUUUAUUUACUAUGUGUAAUCAUUUAUAGAGUGGUUAUUUUUAUAAUAUCAAUAAUAAACAGUACUAUUGUAACCAGGGGGUGCCUAUGUGUGUAAUCAGAGAACACUAAUUCCGGCAAAGGAAUCUGGGGUGGUCAAGAUACCUGUUACCUGUUGAUAUGGUUAGAGUCCUGGGUUUAGAUUACUUUAUAUAUGGUUAUUAAUAUUAAUAUUUGAUAUAUUAAAUAUUGCCUGAUUCAAAUAACUUUGCUUAAAAGUUUUCUGUAUUUUAACUUGUCUAGGGUUUUCUACUUCUUCUAUUUUUAUAAUAUAUUCUCAUUUUUUAGAUUAAUAAACAUUGUACUUGC
Molecule: messenger RNA, 2272 nt
Organism: Sciurus carolinensis (gray squirrel)
Lineage: Eukaryota; Metazoa; Chordata; Mammalia; Rodentia; Sciuridae
Gene: C1H8orf34
Product: chromosome 1 C8orf34 homolog
Source: RefSeq, a predicted model, not a curated record